This is a messenger RNA of Dacryopinax primogenitus, 1026 nucleotides long. RefSeq lists its product as uncharacterized. NCBI's taxonomy places the organism in Eukaryota, Fungi, Basidiomycota, Dacrymycetes, Dacrymycetales, Dacrymycetaceae. Bases 1 to 1026 code for a protein of 341 amino acids. The transcript has 2 exons. The record is from RefSeq and is a predicted model, not a curated record.
AUGGCCGCCGCACGGCUCUCCGCCCCUGCCCUGAUCCGGCUCGAGCGCAUCAUACAGCAAUACUCGACCGUCCCUCUCUACCCUGGAUAUGUACCCGUACCGGCAUUCACGAUCGUACACUCGGUGAGGACGUAUGUUGCUUGGGCGCAGGCGACGAAAGCAACGGGCGCGCAGGGCAAGCUUGGGUUCUUGCAAGGGUUGUUUGGGUAUUUGGUCGUUUCCUGGAGCGGGAUGACAAUGUCCUGCAUCCUCCUCGUCGUACCACCAAUAUGGAUGUACAACGCACAGUACUUCCUGACCUACGUGUGUGCCUUCUGCUUGCUCUCGAUCGGACCCAUCCCAGACAUCCUCUGCCAACUCCCAGCCGAGCCCCUCGCCAUCCUAGACGGGUUCUACCGCACAUCAGGGGCGAUAGGCAUGAUGCAGCUCGCGCAGAAGAACCCAAGCGUGGGGCUGCGUACCUCGCCCCUUACAGUUUUGGUCCUGGGAGCUGUCACCUCGGGUGGGGGAACCCUCGUCAUCCCCACCUUUGGCUUAGCAGAGCUCGAUUGGACUCUCCGCACCCCGCCCGUGCUGAAGGGUGACAUAUGGACAACGCUCGACCUCUGGGCAGGCGCGGUCGUCGUUGCGGUAUAUGCUUUUCUGAGCGAGGCGCACCCCGGACUGAACCUCCGCCUGCUCGGGAUCAAUGGCAUGGAAGAUUAUAGGGGCCGCAUACACCCCUGGUUUUCCGAGGCUGAGGCAAAAGUCAUCGCUAUCAUUGUGGGGAUUACGAUCUUUUCGUUGCGCGCUGGGCGCCCGAUGGCCAAGCCCGUCAAUCCGACGAGUAAGGCCAAGGCGGCGAAGGCGGCGGAGAAACGGCACGAGGUGAAGGAUAAAGAGAGUGUGGAUCUGAGUUCGUCUUCCUCCGCCAUAUCGACCUCGAUCGGAGCGACCACUACCCCGAAGAAAGAAGAAAAAGGCGAAGAAGGAGACGCCCAACAUCAUGGUGAGUCAAUAAUAGAUUUUCAGGCAAUGGCAAUUUAG